AUGAAUCGUGGUAGCUCAAGGGGUGGCUUUGGCAGAGGUGGAGGUCAGGGUGGUGGGAGGGGCGGCUUCCAACAGCGCGACUUCGGUCCCCCAGACCAAGUUUUGGAAAUAGGGACAUUCAUUCAUGCUGUUGAAGACGAAAUGCUUUGCUCAUCCUCGACGACCGACAAAGUUCCGUAUUUUAACGCCCCCAUUUACUUGCAGAACAAAUCCGUUAUUGGAAAAGUCGAUGAAAUUCUUGGUCCUGUGAAUGAGGUAUAUUUUUCAAUCAAGAUGGGUGAGGGAAUGGUUGCAAGUAGUUUUAAGAAAGGUGACAAGGUCUAUAUUGGUGGAGACAAGCUCCUGCCCAUUGAACGGUUUCUCCCCAAGCCAAAAGUAGUUGGAGGUUCGCGCCGUGGCGGAAGCCGUGGAAUGCCAGCCGGGAGAGGUUUUCAACGAGGGGGCGUCCGUGGCCGUGGAGGCUCAAGAGCCGGCUUUGGUGGGAACCGUGGAGGUGGUUUCAGAGGCAAUGCUGGUGGUCGAGGUGGACGAGGAGUGCGUGGUGGUGGCUUUCGAGGUUAA
Messenger RNA from Laccaria bicolor S238N-H82, 561 nucleotides. RefSeq lists its product as uncharacterized. The record is from RefSeq and is a predicted model, not a curated record. Gene Ontology annotation, biological process: snoRNA guided rRNA pseudouridine synthesis; ribosome biogenesis. NCBI's taxonomy places the organism in Eukaryota, Fungi, Basidiomycota, Agaricomycetes, Agaricales, Hydnangiaceae. The transcript has 4 exons. Gene Ontology annotation, molecular function: box H/ACA snoRNA binding. Bases 1 to 561 code for a protein of 186 amino acids. Gene Ontology annotation, cellular component: box H/ACA snoRNP complex.